This is a messenger RNA of Elaeis guineensis (African oil palm), 1094 nucleotides long. RefSeq lists its product as uncharacterized. The record is from RefSeq and is a predicted model, not a curated record. NCBI's taxonomy places the organism in Eukaryota, Viridiplantae, Streptophyta, Magnoliopsida, Arecales, Arecaceae.
AUCCAGUCUCCGUAUUCUCCUCCGCCCCCAGAAUCCAACUCCCCGACCAUCCACGCCCAGAACGCCGGCUCCCUCCCCCCACCUUACUCCGGUUUCUCUCCGCGAAUCCCCCCACGGAAGGAGCUGAAAAUGGGAAAGAUACUUGGGGGUGGUAGGUUGCAUAAUGGACUCUAUUAUCUAUCAACUGAUGAGAAAAAUAUGAACUCUUCAUUGACGGGAUAUGCAUUGUCUGCUGAAGGUGCCACUUCAGAACUUAUGUUACACCAUCGUAGUUGUUGUUUGGGGGGUCUGGCCAAAGCCGAAUCAACAGACAGAGCAUUGAACAUUCAUCAAGAGUGGAACUUAGGCCACUCAUCAAUCUAUAGAAAAAGGAUAUGGUCAUCAAGUCCAGACAAAAUGGAAAAUAAUACCAGUAAUUUUCACUCCUCUGAAGCACAUCUGUCUUCGGGUCCUGCUUCAGUAGGUGAAGAAAAGAAAUUUUCAGAGCAAAAUGGGAAUAACUCUUCAUUUAUCAACCAAGGUGCUAUAGCAUGGAACGAGAUGAGAAGACAAUGGGUUGGAGACCGGUCAAAACAUUCCCAUAGAACACCAAGAGAACCUGUGAUAAGCUGGUGCACCACCUACGAGGACUUACUGUCAGUCGGUCAGCCUUUUCCUCAACCGAUUCCAUUAUCUGAAAUGGUAGAUUUUUUAGUGGAUAUCUGGUAUGAAGAAGGGCUCUAUGAUUAGAUGAGGAAUAUCUAUGGGGCAGCUUGAUGGUUGCAGUUGCUAUUCUUUGUAGGCCUAUCAUUACCAGCUUGCAGCUGUUUUAGCAUCAUGACAAGAAGCUACUUUUUCCUUCUUUUUUUUUUUUGAAUGUCAAGAACAAAAUCAAUGUUCAAUAUUAGAUAUUCGUCAGACAGUUAAAAAAAAUGUACUCAAUUACUUUACCUUGACUAAAUGUGAUUUGAGGGCCUUGUUCAGUAAGGUAAAAGGGUUCACUUGAGAAAGUCUGGGAAGCUUGCUGUAUGAGCCGAGCAAGUUCUGUAAAUUUUAGAAGAAACAUAUUAUUAGUAUUGAAGAUGAAGCUUUUGAAUGGAACUUAUAUUUCAGAU